Pogona vitticeps (central bearded dragon) is the source of this 1564-nucleotide messenger RNA. NCBI's taxonomy places the organism in Eukaryota, Metazoa, Chordata, Lepidosauria, Squamata, Agamidae. The record is from RefSeq and is a predicted model, not a curated record.
UUUAGUUCGGGGUUCACACCGGCCCGGAGUACUUUGCAGCUACUGUACUCUUCUGUGGAAUGACGGCAUGAAUUGGUUCAUCCAGGAAGACUAAGGGACUGGAUUACAAAAGGCCUCUCUCCCCAACACCAGGUGAAGUUACUCUGAAGAGAACAAAUUCCCAGAAGCAGUAUGAUCAUCAAUUCACCUUGAUAUUAAUCCUGGUAUUGCUAAGAGUGUUGCUGUGCUGGCAAACUACAGGAGAAUAAUUUAUAACUUAUCUGUGAAAGAAGUUACUUGCUCCCAUCAUGGCUUUUCCAGAGCCAAAACCCAGGAGGCCUGAGCUGCCCAAGAAACUGCUGGGUACCCUGGAAUGCAAACAGGGAGCUGUCAGAGCAGUGAGGUUCAAUGUGGAUGGCAAUUAUUGUCUCACCUGUGGCAGCGACAAGUCACUCAAGCUUUGGAACCCCUACAAAGGGACUCCCCUCAAAUCAUACAGUGGCCAUGGCUAUGAAGUUCUUGAUGCAGCAGGGUCAUUUGAUAACAGCCAACUUUGCUCAUGCGGAGGAGACAAGACGGUAAUCUUAUGGGAUGUUGCCACAGGGCAGGUGGUUCGCAAGUUCCGUGGCCAUGCAGGGAAAGUAAACUGUGUGGAAUUCAAUGAGGAGGCAACUGUGAUCCUGUCAGGUUCUAUAGACUCCAGUAUCCGCUGCUGGGACUGCCGCUCACGCAGAUUGAAUCCUGUCCAGAUUCUAGAUGAGGCCAAGGACGGCAUCUCCAGUCUGAAGGUGUCAGAUCAUGAAAUCCUUGCUGGUUCUGUGGAUGGGCGUGUGCGGCGCUAUGACCUCCGUGCUGGAGAACUUUACUCAGAUUAUAUUGGAAGUCCAAUCACUUGCGUCUCUUUCAGCAAAGAUGGGCAGUGUACUUUGGCUGCCAGUUUAGACUCUACGCUGCGAUUGCUGGACAAAGAUACUGGAGAGCUGCUAGGAGAAUAUACAGGCCACAAAAAUGUGACUUACAAAAUGGACUGUUGCCUGAGUGAGAGAGACACACAUGUUGGGAGCUGCUCUGAGGAUGGGAAGGUGUAUUUUUGGGACCUGGUUGAGGGAUCCCUUACUCUGGCCUUGCCUGUGAGCAACACUGCAGUCCAGUCUCUGUCCUUCCACCCAACUGAGCCUUGCCUGCUUACUGCUUCAGAGGGCCGUGUCCAGCUUUGGAGGGAGGAAUCCUAUGUGGCUGAAGAAGGUGCAGUGGCCUGAUCAUUGUUGCCCUCCUCCGAGUAGAGAAUCUCAGAUGCUGGGAGACAGACCUCUCUCCUCAGAGACACACAGAACAGUGUGUAAUGCCUUCAGGAAGGUGUGUAACACUGGACUAUAGAAGGAAUAACCCUCCCAUGGGCUUUCUGCCUCUGAUAGGACAAGCGUGACCUCUAUUGCUGUCUAAAAGACAAAAGAGCAUCCCUGAGCGGUCGGAACCUAACAUCUUCCUCACUCUUUGGAAUGCCAUUUUCCAAUAAAGUUAUCUGUAUUACAAUCAUCAGUUCAAAUAAACCAUUCCUCCUUGGGAUGAGGAGUGACUGCCUUAA